AAGAGCACGAAGAAUGAAUUCACUGACAAUUUCAAACUAACUAAAUCUGUUUGCGGCUGUGUGCUCCUCUGCCACUUCAUCCUCAUGGCCAAUAACGCACUGAAAACCCUAAACCUCAAUUCAGAGAUUGCGUCCAAUGAUUCGCCCUCCUUCAAGAUAAUUUUGGGCUCUUCCUCCUCAUCUCGCAGGCAAAUUCUGUCCGAUAUGGGAUACGAAUUCUCGAUAAUGACCGCGGAUAUAGAUGAGAAGAAGAUUCGUAUGGAAAGGCCGGAGGAGCUGGUGAUGGCCCUAGCUGAAGCCAAGGCAGAUGCAAUUAUAAGCAAGCUUCAAGUUAUUGAGUUCAGGGAGAAGGAUGAGCCUACCCUCUUGAUAACUGCAGACCAGGUUGUUGUCCAUGGAGGAAAGAUCAGAGAAAAGCCUUCCAGCAAAGAAGAAGCACGGGAAUUUCUCAAAGGAUACUCCGAGGGGCACGCAGCAACUGUAGGAUCUGUUCUCGUGACCAACCUUAUGAAUGGCGUUAGAAAAGGAGGAUGGGACAGAGCUGAAGUAUAUUUUCAUAAAAUACCUGAUGAGAUCAUUGAAAACCUGGUGGAUGAAGGUGAGGUUAUGUAUGUUGCUGGCGGUUUAUUGGUGGAGCAUCCAUUGACUUCUCCUUUUGUGGAAGCAAUGGUUGGAACGCUUGAUAGCAUCAUGGGGCUUCCCAAGGAUUUAACAGAAAGGCUGAUCCAAGAUGCCCUUCUACCUUAACGGCCAUGCUCUCAAAAUACCUCGCCACUUAGAACUCUCGAGAAAUUUAUUUGUUUUGAUAGGUGACAUAUCCAAUUUGACAAUCCAGAGUGGAUGGACAAUAUCUUGAUGGAGAGUUGGGGCUCUUACAAGAUUUGAUUUUGAUUUAGUUUGUAUCCCUAUUUUUAUGUAUUUGAGGAAUUGAUUUCAUGUGAAAUUAUGUGAUGAUAAAUUUGGUUUAGCUUAAAAUUUGACUGUUUUA
Molecule: messenger RNA, 988 nt
Organism: Phalaenopsis equestris
Lineage: Eukaryota; Viridiplantae; Streptophyta; Magnoliopsida; Asparagales; Orchidaceae
Product: maf-like protein DDB_G0281937
Exons: 9
Coding region: 85-747 (220 amino acids)
Molecular function (GO): nucleoside triphosphate diphosphatase activity
Source: RefSeq, a predicted model, not a curated record